AAGCCUAAGUAAAUCGGGUUCUUGAAAGCAGUUGAAUAAUAGUAAUUUUAAUAAAUUAAAAAUCAUGUCUGAGUCAGAGGGUAUGGAAACUAGUACAAUAACAGAAUCUCAAAAGGAAGAUACUGAAGAUGAAGACAUUUUAGCCAAAGAUGAAUUGAAUAUUCAAAAGAUUCUUGAAGGUAUGACUAAUGAAUUCAACAAAGCAAAUUCAAAAAAAAGUGGAGACUCUGGAAAGAAAAUCAAUAAAUCUGAGCUAACACUACGUAAACAAGAAAAGCCUCAGGUCAAAACUUCAGAAGGGAGUACAAAGUCCACAAAAGUACUUAAUUGUUCAAAUCAUCUUGAUGAAGAAAUUAAAAUUAUUAAAGAAAAUAUUCCUGAAAAAAAAUCUGAAAAAACAGUUACAGAUGAAGUACCCAAGCAAGAAGCAAUUAACAAAAAAGAUAACAAUAUUCCUAGAAUUGUAUUGACAUUUAGAACUAUUGAUGAAAAUACUGAUCAUGGGAAAAAAACUAAGAUUUCUAGUUGUGCAUCAAAUUUAUCUUUAGUGCCAGAUGAACUUGUUAAAUGUGAUCAAAUUAGUGGAGUGUCUGUAAAGAUUGAUGAAAUUUGUGACGAAAUAAGUAAAUCAGAUACUAUAACAUGUAAAAAGCAGAAGGUUGAAAAUGACAGUAAUUUGUUAAUUGCAAAUAAAGAGGACAACGUUCGACAGAAUACAGAAGAAACUGAUUUGCAACCAAAUGUCUCAUCUCAAGAAAAUAAUAAGCCAAGGUCAGAUUUGGUUCAUAAAUAUUCAAAAAAUGAUAAUGUACAACCGAAUAAUAAACUUCCCGAAGAACCGGAAACAAUAGUAACCAGUACCAAGCGAAAUAGACAGAAACGUUUAAGAGAAUUAAGCGAUGAAGCAGGAUUAAAAAGAUCUGCAAGACGAUUGUCAAAAGAAUCAUUAAAGAGUACAGUCUUGGAAAGUGCAAUGGCAAGGAAAGAAAAAUCUAACUAUACGGUAGAGAACACUAAAAGAAAAUAUAGUAGACCUGGGAGACCUAAGAAGCUGAUUGCAGACAAAAAAGAUACAUUACCUAAAUUAAAUCCCUUAGAUCCUUCAAAAGUAAUUUCAAAUAAAAAAGAUACUUUACCUAAAUUAAACCCCUUGGAUCCUUCAAAAUUUGUUCCUGAUAAAAAAGAUAGUCUACCUAAAUUAAGUCCUUUAGAUCCAUCAAAAAAUAUUACAUUAGCUAAUGAUAUUAACUGCAUAAAUAUAGACGAUUCUCGAAAGUCAAAUAAAUAUGAGGGAAUGCCUAAAUUAACACCAAUAAUCAAAAGUUGUGAAAUUAUUCAGCCAAAAUUUAGCGAACCAAUUAAUAGUGAGACUACUAUUAAAGAUGAAACGUUUAUGAAAAAUGUUGACGAAUCGUUUCUAAAGCCUAUUGCAAUGAAAUCAAAAAGAGAAAAGGGUCGUCUUAGAAGCACUGGCACUGCUAGAAAAAUAGCGAAAGGAGGAGUUUUCGAAGAAGGCUUGACUCCUGAAACUGAAGUAGAAAAUGCUUCUAAAGAUGUCAUUAUAGAAGAAAGUCCAAUACCUUUGAAAAGAACUCGCAGAAAUAUGACUCCUAGUCCUAGUACAGCUGAAGGACAGGCAUCUAAGCCUGAAUCAACAGCAAUUUUAAGUAAAAUACGUAAUGAUAAAGUUACUUGUAAGAAACUAGAAUCUAUGCAAUGUUUGUGUGAAGUACCAUCUCAGUUAUUUGUAACAAUUACAAGUGCUGAAGCACCAUUGUAUUGUACAGCCUUAGAUUCCGUUGAUAAUCGAAUAAUUGGUUGUUGCAAUGAAGUUGAUCAUGAUGAUGUAGCUAUGCGACGACCUAGUACACAAAUUCCCUUCAUCAUAUUAUGUCGGAUGCACAAAGAAAGAUUAAUUAGGCACAAUUGUUGUCCAACCUGCGGAUUAUUUUGUUCUCAGGGUAAAUUUGUACAUUGUUCCAAUGGUCAUCAAUAUCAUCGUGAUUGUGAGAUAUAUUAUAACAAAAAACCACUGUGUCCACAUUGUGGUAGCUAUGGCCUUUCAUUUGAUGUUGUUAUCACUAUGACUGGGAAACGCAAACCUGUUUAUGUCUCGCCGCGCAAGCAAUUUUCAAAAGAAAUAUCAGCCAAGAUAAGCUUACCAGGAACAGGUGAUAAUGCAAAAUUAGCUGAACAGCAGCCUGUUAAAAAAAAAUAUAUCGAACCACUUAUCAGUCCAGACAUAAUUAAUAUUCCUAAACAAACUACUUCAAAUACAGAUAAAUUGGAGCGUUACACCAAUAUUAGUUUAUAUAAUGCAGUGAAGAAUGGUGAUUUACAAAAAUUAGUAAAUAUUUUAGCAUGUGGUUUUAAUGCUAAUCAUACAUUUCGUGAACAAGCGCAUAAAACUGGUCUACAUAUAGCUGCUGAUAAAGGCUAUUUAGGUUGUGUUCAUGUGCUUGUACAAGCAGGUGCUCAACUGGAUAUUUUAGAUAGAAAUCAAUUGUCUCCUUUAAUGUUAGCCGCGACUAAUGGUAGAACUAACAUUGUUAGAUAUUUGAUGAGAAUUGGCGCUGAUGUGACCUUAAAGGGUGAAGACGGUAUGACAGCUUUGCAUAUGGCUGCAAAAUUUGGUCAUCUUGAUGUUUGUAAAAUUAUUUUAAAUGAAUGUAAAGUACCUAGAACAUUAGUAGAUUCAGUAGACGAUGGCGGAUGGACAAGUUUGAUCUGGGCAUGUGAAUUUUGUCAUGCUGACGUAGCUCAAUAUUUGAUCGAGAACAAAUGUGAUCCACUCAUAAGGGACGCUGAGCAAAACAUAGCACUUCAUUGGAGUGCUUUUAGUGGUAGUUCUGAAAUAACAGAACUACUUUUAAAUAUAGGUUGUGAUGUUAAUGCGGUGAAUGUUCACGGUGAUACACCACUACAUAUAGCAUCACGUCAAGAUCAAUAUAAUGUUAGUAUUUUAUUAUUAUCAAGGGGUGCCAAAGUUGGAGAAGUAAAUGUAAUAGGAGAAACAGCUAUAGAUUGCUGUGCUGGAAAUGGAGAUACAAUGAAUGCACUUCAAUUAAACUUUAAAGUAAAUCAGCAAUCUGAUCAAAUGCUAGAAAGAACCGUAAAAAUAUUAACAAAUGACAUAUCUCGAGGAAAGGAAACAAAUCCCGUUCAAUGUGUAAAUGGUUUCGAUUCGGAAGAUAAGCCAACGGAUUUUGUGUAUGUUACAGAAAAUUGUUUUACAAGUACGAUAAAUGUUGAUCGAACAAUAACAUCAUUACAAUCUUGUCGCUGUGAAGACAAUUGUAGCUCAGAUAAAUGCCUUUGUGGUAAUAUAAGUUUACGAUGUUGGUACGAUGAUGAAGGAAAACUUGUGUCUGAAUUUAAUUAUGCUGACCCACCAAUGUUGUUUGAAUGUAAUCCAGCAUGCGACUGUAAUAAGAUAACAUGUAAUAAUCGUGUAGUACAACAUGGUUUGACACAACGGUUUCAACUUUUUAGAACAUUAGGAAAGGGCUGGGGCUUAAGAACUCUUAGACAUAUUUUAAAGGGUACGUAUGUCUGUGAAUACGUUGGUGAAAUUAUAUCAGACUCCGAAGCGGAUCACAGAGAGGAUGAUUCUUACCUUUUUGACUUAGAUAAUAGAGAUGGAGAAACUUAUUGUAUCGACGCUAGACGUUAUGGCAAUUUAGCUCGUUUUAUUAAUCAUUCUUGUGCUCCGAAUUUAUUACCAGUAAGAGUUUUUAUCGAACAUCAAGAUCUUCAUUUUCCUCGAAUAGCAUUUUUUGCUAAUAGGAAUAUCGAUGCAGAUGAAGAGUUGGGAUUUGAUUAUGGUGAAAAAUUUUGGAUAAUAAAAUGCAAGUCUUUCACAUGUACUUGUGGUGCAGAAAAUUGUAGAUAUUCCGAUAAGACAAUACAAAUUACAUUGGACUCUUAUCGUAAAAAAAUUCAGCACGAAGAAACAGUAACAGCUCCAACAUCGACGGCGUAAAAAUUUAUAUUUCGUAAUUGUGUUACAGUCAUACUUUAAAAAACAGUAGACUGAUUUUAUAUGGACCAUUGAUGAUCUAUUAUUGUACAUUUUUAUGUUAAUGAAAACAUAAUAAUAUUAAGUAAUAAGGCGAUUUAUAUAAUAGUAGACCUAAAUAUUGUGUAUAAGUUAUGUGUUCAAUGGCUUUAGUAUUUUAUUCAGAGGCUUACAAAAAGUCAUUUCUAACUGACACGCUCAAUUAAUUUUGAAGUACUUGCACUCUCUAUAUCUUCAAUGUCAUUCAAAAGUUUAUGUUUACAAAGUGCAUUUGUAAAAGUAAUUUUAUACAA
Messenger RNA from Ceratosolen solmsi marchali, 4311 nucleotides. RefSeq names its product histone-lysine N-methyltransferase G9a (gene G9a). Bases 65 to 3982 code for a protein of 1305 amino acids. The transcript has 13 exons. Gene Ontology annotation, cellular component: nucleus; chromatin. Gene Ontology annotation, molecular function: histone H3K9 methyltransferase activity; p53 binding; zinc ion binding. The record is from RefSeq and is a predicted model, not a curated record. NCBI's taxonomy places the organism in Eukaryota, Metazoa, Arthropoda, Insecta, Hymenoptera, Agaonidae. Gene Ontology annotation, biological process: peptidyl-lysine dimethylation; negative regulation of transcription by RNA polymerase II.